This is a messenger RNA of Melanotaenia boesemani (Boeseman's rainbowfish), 1007 nucleotides long. Its product is annotated as trace amine-associated receptor 13c-like. Gene Ontology annotation, biological process: G protein-coupled receptor signaling pathway. Gene Ontology annotation, molecular function: trace-amine receptor activity. Bases 15 to 1007 code for a protein of 330 amino acids. The record is from RefSeq and is a predicted model, not a curated record. Lineage: Eukaryota; Metazoa; Chordata; Actinopteri; Atheriniformes; Melanotaeniidae. The transcript is spliced from 2 exons. Gene Ontology annotation, cellular component: membrane.
CUCCUCUUCCUCUGAUGAUGAUGAUGGAGAUCCUGGAUGAAGCCAAACUCUGCGUUCCACACCUGAACUCCUCCUGCAGGAGGCCCACACAUCCUCCCACCACAGUUAUGCUGAUUUACGUUCUACUUUCCUCUGUUUCUUUCAUCACCGUGGCUCUCAACCUGCUGGUCAUCAUCUCCAUCUCCCACUUCAGGCAGCUCCACACUCCCACCAACAUCCUCCUCCUCUCUCUGGCUGUCUCUGACCUCCUCGUGGGCCUCCUGCUGAUGCCGGUAGAGAUCAUCUACAUCAAUGUCUGCUGGUUUCUCGGAGAUGUUGUAUGCACUCUGUAUUACAUCAUGGACUACAUCAUCACCUCUGCUUCUGUUUCUAACAUGGUUCUCAUUUCACUAGACCGGUAUGUUGCAAUCUGUGACCCCCUGCGAUACCACAGCAAAGUCACCAACGGCACAGCAAAGAUGUGCGUGUGCUUGUGUUGGAUCUGUUCUGUUCUUUACAGCCUCCUCCUUUUACACGAACAGCUGGAAGAACCGGGCCGGUCCAACUCCUGCUUCGGGGAGUGCGUGGUUGUCAUCAGUCACAUUGCAGGACUUGUUGAUAUGGUUUUGACUUUUCUGUUACCCAUUGCUGUCAUCGUAUUUCUGUAUUGCAGAGUGUUUGUGGUGGUUUUGCAUCAGGCUCGCAUGCUGAAGUCUAAGGUUGCAGCUCAGCAUUCAGGAGCUCUGACUGUGAGGAAAAAGGAGAUGAAGGCAGCCAUCACUCUGGGGAAGGUUGUGCUUGUGUUUCUGAUUUGUUUCUGUCCACAUUAUUUCCCCACUAUGGCAGGGGAAGACACUUUCAUCAACGCUUCAUCUGCUGCGUUUGAUAUCUGGUUGGCACACUUUAAAUCCUGCUUGAACCCUGUUAUCUACGCCUUUUUCUACCCCUGGUUCAGGAAAUCUGUGAAGCUCAUUCUGACACUCCGAGUCCUGCAGCCUGGCUCCCGGGAAACCGGGACGCUUUUCUGA